Molecule: messenger RNA, 1773 nt
Organism: Clonostachys byssicola
Lineage: Eukaryota; Fungi; Ascomycota; Sordariomycetes; Hypocreales; Bionectriaceae
Source: the annotation of a GenBank genome assembly
AUGUUGGAGACACUGGAGAGGAGCAAAUUUUUCGUUCCCCAGUUUGAGAGUGUUCUGAAGCUACCGAAGGUUACCCGCUUAGACUUUAAGCAUGAUUCCACCCCUUGUUCACCGACAGGAAUCACCUUCGGGUCAAAUGAACGUUGCGGCGUUAUUCUGCCUAGACACAAGAUGAUCAGCCAAUAUCAUUUCAGUCUGACGUUCGACCGCAUGGAUCGACUCAUCAUCAUCGAUCAUUCAACGAAUGGGACAGAGGUGAAGUACGGUGAUCAAGGUACCGGUCUGUGUAAGCAGAGACAAUGGAUUCUUAAUGAUCCAAAGUUGCCCGGAAAACUCCGCGAUAUCGAAAUCAACAUCGCCGGCGUGUUAUCGUUCAAAGUCGACUGCUUGAUGAUGCCGAGUGAGCCGUCGUACACGGAUGUUGUUGUUGGAUUUCGUCGUCUCUGUCAAGCGAAGGACAACAUUGACAAUGAACUUGAGGGAUUAUGCAUGGAUCAAACUAGUGCCAUGUUGAAACCGAAGGUCGAAGACGUCUGGCUCCAUUGGCCAGUGGGAAAGGGGACUUCGGCUAGCAUCACAUGGUGCUGGAACACCGCAGACGGAUCUGACAAGGCCGUGAAGAAGCCUCUCGCGGGAAAGUACAACGAAGUAAGAUGGCUUCAAGAAGCUAGGUUUCUGGAAAGCCUCAAAAAGAACCACCACGUGGUCAACUUCCUAGACAGCACGGACGAUCCCUCGAUUGAGAUAGAGUACCUGGGUGGGGGAUCUUUGAACGAGCCCAAGUAUCCUUCUCCGGGUUCGCAGGAUCCUUACCAGUUUUCCCAAGAGGAAGCAAGAUCUAUUCUCGCCCAAUGCCUUUCCGCGUUAAAAGAGAUGCAUGCACAGUCCCCAGCGAUUUGUCAUCGAGAUAUUAAACCAGCUAAUAUCUUGAUAAACCAACGAACUUUGUCCGGCAUCUGCGUCAAGCUUGCAGAUUUUGGCGAGGCAAAGACAGAGUGUGAUGAAGACACAUGGGGAAUAAAUCCUGUCUACGUCGCCCCGGAGUUCUGGGACCGAAAGAAUUGUCAUCCAACCAUGGACAUUUGGUCACUUGGCCUUACUGUACUUGCCUUGAUUGAUGAGGAUCUGCAGAAAUUGUACAACACCGGGGACUGUGCAUUCUGGACUCGGAUGGACCAGUCAAAAGAUCGUCUGGUUCAGUUUCUACGGCUCACUAUGUUACGGGAGCCACCCGAUGAGAGAGCAUCGGCAGAAGAAUGCUUGGAGCGCCUCCGGGCAGAGGGCGAUAUCAAGGCAUGCGGGUGCAAGUGCAGACCCUGCGACCAGAACGUCUUUGAAUCCGAGAAUGAAGAUGCCGAAAGACCGACCACGCCUAAUGUCCAGGAGGAUUUUUCAGACUGCACAACACCUAGACCGAGCAAGUUGGCUGAUGGCCAGUCGGAAGACUCUUCUACCACACCAACGCCAACGAGAACGCCAACACCAGCGCCGACUCCAGCGCAUUCGCAGGCCACACAUGUUUCACCACCUGAAGGUAGUGCAACGGACAUGUUGCCUACAACGCCGAAUGUAGGUGGCUCGCCGACCACUUCGCUCUGGGGGAGCUCUCCUGUGAACGCAGGAGAGCAAGUUGCUGCCCCCGCCUCACCGGCGGACAGCCCAACUAGUGAAGAGGCUGUUGCACUCACCGACGAGGCUCACCGCCCCGUCAAGGGAAAAAGAAGAACCGAGUCAGAUGACGAGGUGUUGGGGUGUAAAAGACCUAAAGUCUAG